This is a messenger RNA of Ostrea edulis (European flat oyster), 3011 nucleotides long. Its product is annotated as calcitonin receptor-like. The transcript has 13 exons. Gene Ontology annotation, molecular function: G protein-coupled peptide receptor activity. Gene Ontology annotation, cellular component: plasma membrane. The coding region runs from base 762 to 1985 and encodes 407 amino acids. NCBI's taxonomy places the organism in Eukaryota, Metazoa, Mollusca, Bivalvia, Ostreida, Ostreidae. The record is from RefSeq and is a predicted model, not a curated record. Gene Ontology annotation, biological process: cell surface receptor signaling pathway; adenylate cyclase-modulating G protein-coupled receptor signaling pathway.
AUCCGUCCUCCGGUCGACGAAACAUAGCGUUCGUUUAGCGAUUAAUACUUUCGGUGAUCGAAAUGAGGAGAAGAGUGUUAUCGCCGUUCGACUGUCUAUGCGAAAAUGAUGAGAGUGGAUCGCUUCUUAAUAGUAAUUGAUCUAGCGAUGCUUGUACCGAUAGGACGUUUCACCGCUUGAAUUCUGAGUUCUGAGUGUGGAGGGUCGACACUGCUCUUCCUGAUAGCGUGCUUAGCGAGGAAGAUCUCGAUACAUAUACCCUCUUCGUUUGAUUGGAUAUUAUGCAUGAAAAGGAUUGAUAUAUUUAUCGAAAACCUGGGCCAAAAUCUGAUCGUGCGGAAAAGAAGCAAACGACGACAAGCCUGGAUCACGCGGAUCAGCGCGGAGUAUUUAACCCGCGAUACUUCAGCCAGCACAGAAAUCGCUCGUCAGCUUCAGGCGGAGUCAAACGACGAGUUGGCUUCUUCUUCACGAUAUACCCUACAUAUAACACGGCUGAUGGAUGUAGAAGAAGAAAAACACGAUAUAUGAACACGUUCUCACUAAAGGACUGGAAUGGGAUUUUUGUUCGUGUUGUUGAUGUAUACUGCUGAGGAUUGACGGAUGAAGGUGGUUUUGAAAGAAAGAAAAACAAUAAUAAUUCGUGAAAACUGAAAACGUUUUGUUUCACUUUGAUAUUUGCAAUCCAUCUAGAAAGUAAAUUGGUAGAGGCCCAGUUCCUGAAACUGCCGAAAACAUCAGGAUUGAUCUAAAUAAUCAAGAUGAGCGCUCAAAGCGAGUUAUUCAACAAUGAAUAUUUUAAACAGAUCCAUACGCUUUAUGCAACGAUGUGUUACACAGAAGUGAUAUCUAAACCUCCCCCCUCAGACGGCAAACUAUACUGCACUCCAAAGCAUGAUGAUUUUCUCGGCUGCUGGAAUUACACAGAGGCGGGAACGAGGGCCUCCAUUCCCUGUCCUGAAAUACCCGGGUUUCAGAAAUCACAAAAAGUGUACUUCGACUGCACGGAAAACGGGACAUGGUAUGUAAAUCCGGCCACAGGGAGGGAAUACGCCGACUACUCAAAGUGCCGGAAUUAUCAAAAUGCCGUCAAGGAAUUGGAAGAAGAUCUUAUACAUAUCUACGUCACAAUAGCUCUGUUUUGUCUUUCAUUCAUCAUGAUUUCAAUUUCCCUUGUCAUAUUCUUUAAGUUCAGACAGCUGCGAUGCGACAGGAUCACAAUCCACAAGAAUCUAUUUAUCUCCUAUCUCCUGACGGAUCUCUUCUGCCUGGUCUAUCUGUGUGUUCUCCAUUUAUCCGAACACGUGGUUCUACAUAAUCCGGUUUGGUGUCAGAUUCUGCAUGUAAUCACACAGUACACGAUCGUGUGUAACUUCGCCUGGAUGUUCUGUGAGGGACUGUAUCUACACACUGUGAUGAUGAGCGCCUUCACGUCAGGAAAAUCCAUCAUCAUCGCCUGCUUAGUCAUCGGAUGGUGUGUCCCGAUUCCUUUAACGAUCAUAUAUGCAGUUGUCCGGGCCACUCUGAAUGACAACACUAUAGCUUGCUGGAGCAGUGAAAGUAGUUUUUUGUGGAUUAUUUACGCUCCAGUGGUUCUUUCAAUGUCGAUCAACGUGGUAUUUGUUGUCAACAUCAUGCGCCUUCUCAUCACCAAACUCAGACAGAUACCGGAAGUUGCGCAAACUAGGAAGGCUGUACGAGCCACUGCUAUUCUGAUCCCGUUGUUGGGGUUGCAGUUUCUGAUUUUCAUCAAACGCCCAGAAAACAAGGACUCGACGCUCUCAGUCGUCUAUCAGUAUGCCUUGGCUAUGUUUGUUCCGCUACAGGGUGCGUUUGUGUCCAUUAUGUACUGCUUUUGUAAUGGAGAGGUGCGUAAGUUAAAGAACUCGUAUCAGCUCUCGACCAUUAGUACAUUUCGAAUGAGCCGGUUAUUAUCAAAACGCGCAGGUUCAUUCACUACUAAAACGAAAAUGGAGUCAACAUAAAGCAGCGUUACCCGGGAAACGGAAGAGAGCCCACUCCACCAUGAUUUCAAAUACCACUUACACAAUCGUGGACCAGAUGUCCCAGGUUCAGACGUCGACCACGUGAUUAUCAAUUACCAACAACAAAACAAACGGCAUGGUAGAAGAUAUAAAAAGAAAGAUCUAUAUUUUUAGAUUUAAGAUUAGAAAUCGCUUAAGAUUUUUUAAUAAUAUGAUUAUGGUGAUUUUGUACCUAUGCUCUAUAUUUGAUACGUUAUCUGAAUUUGAAUUUUGUCAAUGUUACACUUUGCUUGACUGAGUUGACUUUACGAACCGCUUACUUGGGAGUAUCAGAAGUCGUAUUUACAUAUUGAAAAUAGCCAAGCCUGAGAUUGGGGUUGAGUUCAUAUCAAUGUACUGAUUUUGGUGAAUGAAUUGUUUUCUUUUUUAUCUUAUUGCUUGCGUAUGUUAUAAGCCAUAGAAAGAAAUCUUUAUUACAGUGGGAAAAUAUCAUCUAUUAUUUAACUGCAUAUCAUAUGACGUAUCACUUCCAUAAAGAUGGACCUCUAUCGCGAUAAUAUCGUUGGCAGACCUUUGUCACAAUGAUAUCGUUGAUGGACCUCAAAUGCGUAAUUAAUGUCUUUGACGGACUUCUAUCGAGAGGUCAUUGGUAGUUGGAUCACUAUCCCGAUAUCGAGAUUAUCAUUAACGGAACUCUAAUAAGAUAAUACCAUUAACGGACCUCUAAUGAGAUAAUAACAUUGAUAAACUUCUACUGCGAUAAUGUCAAGGACAGAUCUCUAUUGCGAUAAUAUCAUUGACAGACCUCUGUUGCGAUAUCAUUGAAGUUCCAGAUAAGAUUACUUAUGUCAAUCAUAAUGAUGAAACUGAACAGCGUGUUUAUUCUAUAUAUGUAUGCUUGUUGUCCGUCACUGAGGUACGUGUAGUAUGAGAUAUAUGUGAUCAUGUUAAAGUACAGUAAAUAGUACAGGUAGACGAUAGUCAUACAUGUCAAUGUAAAUAUAAAAAUAAAAAUUCGGAAAAUCG